Suillus clintonianus is the source of this 1015-nucleotide messenger RNA. RefSeq lists its product as uncharacterized. The record is from RefSeq and is a predicted model, not a curated record. The transcript has 5 exons. NCBI's taxonomy places the organism in Eukaryota, Fungi, Basidiomycota, Agaricomycetes, Boletales, Suillaceae. Bases 169 to 831 code for a protein of 220 amino acids. Gene Ontology annotation, biological process: cell wall biogenesis; (1->6)-beta-D-glucan biosynthetic process.
UUUUCCUCUCAAGGUCGUAAUAAGUUCGAACUCCGUUUACUACCUUUCCCGUCGCCUUGCUAACUUCUCUCUUUCGUUUUCAACUUUAAGUAUCAUCUGCACAUACUCCGCUUUUCAAAAGCACCCCACACUCUCUUGAAUAACGCUCAUUCUCCACGGUAGAAAGCAAUGUUCAGCAAGGUCGUCAUUUCUCUCGCUCUCGCAGCCUCCGUGCUCGCCAACGUCUUCAUUACCUCCCCCGUGGCAACUACUACAUUUACUGGUGGUCAGCAGGCGACUAUCACCUGGCAGGACGAUGGCCUGACUCCGAAUCUCACCACUUUCGGCGCUGCACUCGUUGGUAUCUACACUGGCAAUGCCAACCAACAGACAUUGCUGCAAACCGUCAGUGCCAGCGUUGACGUGUCAACCACUACAUCAAUCGUUUUCACCCCGGAUGCGACCAUUGGACCCAACAGCAAUGAAUACUUUGUUCGCUUCACGUCACUCAACCUGAAAGAUGCUACGAACUCUCAAUUCCCUGCUGAGGCCUUCUCUGCUAAAUUCACGAUGACUAGCAUGACCGGAACUUUUAACUCUACUGUCCAAGCUGAAAUCAACGGGCAAUCCACAGCACCCAUCGGCGCCACUGCAACUUCAAGCGCUUCGGGAACUAUGAAGACCGUUGCCACGACCUCGGGCUCUGUCUCUGUCUCUGCCUCUGGCACAAAAACAUCCACUUCAGCUUCGUCUACUGCUACCAAGACUGGCGCUGCUGGCAAGGUUGGCGUGACUGGUAUCACGUGCUUCGUUGGCGCUGCUGCAUCUCUCCUGGGGGCAGUCCUUCUGUGAUCAUCUUAUCUUGAUUUGCGUUCUCAUCUUGGCUUAUUUUCGUUCGAUGUUUCAUGGCAUCAUUUGGACAAAGAUGGACUCGCGUGCUUUGAUUUGAUGCUCUUUACGAAGUUUUUUUGUGGAUAUAGCGUGGCAGUAGAGUAUUCUUACAACGGGAAAUGGAACACUAAUUUCAAUUGCUAAU